Impatiens glandulifera is the source of this 1901-nucleotide messenger RNA. Its product is annotated as calmodulin-binding protein 60 A-like. Gene Ontology annotation, cellular component: nucleus. Gene Ontology annotation, biological process: regulation of salicylic acid biosynthetic process. Lineage: Eukaryota; Viridiplantae; Streptophyta; Magnoliopsida; Ericales; Balsaminaceae. The coding region runs from base 102 to 1769 and encodes 555 amino acids. Gene Ontology annotation, molecular function: sequence-specific DNA binding; DNA-binding transcription factor activity; calmodulin binding. The transcript has 7 exons. The record is from RefSeq and is a predicted model, not a curated record.
UAUGUACGUGAUUCCUAUCUGCUUCUCUUCAUCUUCAUCUUCCACCGCAUGGUGAUUUCUCUUCCGCCGCUUCUUAAGAUUGUGUUACACAAUCAGAUGCAAUGUCUCAGAAACGUCAGCAAGAAGAAGACGACGGCGGCAUGUCUCGUUCUGACGGAAACGCCUCCUCCGAUGAUAAGCGCAGAAAGUUUAAGAGUGUUGUUCAGGAGGUGAUGUCCAUGCGAAGAGUCCAGCUCUACAUGGAGCCAGUGUUGGAACCUUUGAUUCGGAGAGUAGUGAAGGAAGAAGUUGAAUUGGCUUUAAGAAAGUAUUUGACCAGUAUGAAGUGUAAAGAGUCACAGCUUUCUGAAUCAAGAACCUUGCACCUGCGUUUCCUAAACAACAUAUCUCUUCCGGUUUUCACUGGAACUCGAAUUGAUGGCAUUCCAAUUGAAGGAGAAGAAUCAACCUCUUUAAAAGUAGCUCUAGUUGAUGCUCUAACUGAGCAGGUUGUUUAUUCAGAGCCCGAAUCCUCAGCUAAAGUGGAAAUUGUUGUUCUUGAAGGAGACUUUGAUAGCGAUGAAUUAAGUACUUGGGCAGUUGAUGAAUUUAAGAACAACAUUGUUAGAGAAAGGGAAGGAAAAAAGCCUCUUCUUACUGGGGAUACAUUUGUAUACCUUAAAGAGGGAACUUGUUUUGUUGGGGAGAUCUCUUUUACUGACAACUCAAGUUGGACAAGGAGUAAGAAGUUUAAAUUAGGGGCGAGAAUUGUGGAUAACCAUCGUGAAGGAAUAAGAGUAAGAGAAGCCAAGACUGAAUCCUUUAUAGUCAGGGAUCAUCGUGGUGAAUUGUACAAGAAGCAUCAUCCUCCAGCCAUGCAUGAUGAAAUAUGGAGAUUAGAAAAAAUUGGAAAGGAUGGAGCUUUCCACAAGCGGUUAAGCAGAGAAAACGUAAAUACUGUAAAAGACUUCCUGACUCUACAUGUUUUGGAUCCUACAAGACUCAGAAAUAUUCUUGGUUCAGGCAUGUCUGCUAAGAUGUGGGAAGUUACUAUAGAACAUGCUCGGACAUGCGUGCUGGAUCCGAGGUUAUAUCUGUACCCUCCACCCGGUUCGCUGCAAAAACCUAGUGUGGUCUUUAACAUUGUCGGUCAAGUCAUGGGCCUAUAUUCUGAAACCGGCUACACACAUGUGGAUAAGCUAUCUGAUGUUGAAAAGGUGGAUGCUCGCUACAUAGUAAUAUCAGCAUUUAAGAAUUGGGGAGAUGUAGUAGUUUUCGAUAAUGAUGUAGAUGACUCCACAAGUAUGUCAAAAAACAACUCAGCCAUGGCAGAGAGUUCUAAUGCCAGUAAAAUGUUAUUAUCUCCUCAAAUGGUGGGGGGAUAUGAUUGCCACCAACCAAGUUUAUUCUCUCCAGACAUAAUGCCAUCUUUCUUCCCAUUAACUGAUAUGCCAAACUUUGAUGAUUUCGGUUUCAAUGACCUUGAUGAAAUGGAUAUUCAGUACAAUGAACCUUUAAGUUUCCCGGGUCAAGAUGGAAUUGCCCCGCCAUUUUGUGAAGACGAGCAUCUGCAGUAUUUAAAUUCAAAUUCUACCCUUCAAGCUCAAAGUCAGAGCUCGAUUUCAGAAUCACAGACUGAUCUGCACAAUGCUGUCAAUAGCUUUCUGCUGGCCCGAUCCACGGCCUUUGCUCAGAGGCGAUGGAAGAUCUUGUUCAGCGUGCUGAGAUGGUUUUCAGUAAGGAGGUUAGUUUCGAGAAGAGGAAAUAUGGAAGAAAAACUUAGAUAUUGAUGCAGUUAAAUAGAGAGUUUUACAAGUAGUCAGAAAUGUUACUAUAUGUGUAUGACAAUUUGUGCAAGCUAAUUCAUUUUGAAUGUGUAAUGGCUUUUUGAAGUUCUCAUAAAUCAAUGGUCUUUCUCAUUU